Molecule: messenger RNA, 2128 nt
Organism: Halteromyces radiatus
Lineage: Eukaryota; Fungi; Mucoromycota; Mucoromycetes; Mucorales; Cunninghamellaceae
Product: Na+ dependent nucleoside transporter C-terminus-domain-containing protein
Exons: 6
Coding region: 470-1978 (502 amino acids)
Biological process (GO): nucleoside transmembrane transport
Cellular component (GO): membrane
Molecular function (GO): symporter activity; nucleoside transmembrane transporter activity
Source: RefSeq, a predicted model, not a curated record
UUUUUUUUUUUCUACUCUUCUUUCUUUUCCUUUUUUUUUUAUAUACCAACGGAAAAAGAAUCAUCAUCUUCUUCUUUUGAUUUUCUCUCUUUUUUUUUAAAAAAAAAUUAAACCAUGGAGAACAAACAAGAAGAGGAUCGAACAAUUGGACAAGUAAUAAGAAGAGCAUCAGUGGCUUCUUGUAGUAAUGACAGGAAUCAUGACAGCCUUGUCAUGGACAUGGAGAAAACAACGGAUCAUCAUUUGAAUGAAAAGUUGACUAUUGUUGAUUCAGACAAGACAGUGGAAGAAGAUCAGAAAAAAGAAAAGCUUUGUCAUGAUAUCGAAGAAUACAAUCCUCAAGAACAAAAUAAUCAAUCUUUUAGUGUGAUUUAUACUCGUCAUCGACGUUGGUUCCAGUAAGGUUUUUUUUUUUUUGUUUGUCAUACAGAAAUGUCAACAUUGCAUUUUUUUUUUUUAUAGUUUGACCAUGUGGUUGAUCUUCACAGGGUUCUUAGCUGCUGCCUAUGCACUUCAAGUACCAAAAGGAUAUAAUCAAGAAAAUUUAAUUCUUGGAUUGAUUUAUGCUUGGUUUACUUUGUAUAUGAUCUUUAAUUAUAUCCCCACUUCCGUGGUCACCAAGCCUUGUGGUAUGAUGAUUCAUAUCGUCUCGUCUCCCUUGAUGCGUCUUUCUUCUUUCGUCCGUUCCCUUCUCUAUGUAGCCUUGGUCACUGUCGUGAUGGUCGUCACUGUCUUUUCUUUACCUGAAAAACCUGAAUCCACUCGUAUACAACGUGUCAUCAGUCUUUUUGGGAUGGGUGUUUUCAUCGGUCUAUUGGUAUUAACUUCAAAGAAUCGUCGUGCUAUUAAUUGGAAUACCAUUUCAGGUGCCAUGUUACUUCAAUUCUUGUUAGCCUUAUUUGUAUUCCGUUCCAGUGCUGGUCAUGAUAUUUUUUCUUGGGCUAGUCAAUUUGCACAAGGUUACCUUAGUAAGGCUCAUUAUGGUACUUCUUUUGUUUUUGGUGAUACUGUGGCCAACGCCAGUGCAUUCGCUGUCUCUGUUUUCCCUGCUCUCAUCUUUUUUGCUGCUACUGUUCAAAUCUUGUAUUACUUUGGUGCUUUACAAUGGCUAUUGAGUAAAUGCUCCUUUUUGUUUACUUCUCUUCUUGGUAUUUCUGGUGCUGAAGCUGUGGUUGCUGUGGCAUCGCCUUUCUUGGGUCAAGGUGAAAACGCUUUACUUAUCAAACCUUACUUACCAGUGUUAACCGAUGCUGAAAUGCAUCAAGUCAUGACAAGUGGAUUUGCUACUAUUAGUGGAUCUGUACUUUAUGGUUAUAUUUCUUUGGGAAUUGCAGGCGAUUCUUUGUUGACGUCUUGUAUCAUGUCCAUUCCUUGUUCCAUUGCUGUGUCUAAACUUCGAUACCCUGAAACAGAAGAACCUGUGACUAUGAACAGUAUCCAAGUCCCUGAAGAAGAAGAAAAGGCCAACAAUAUUCUGGAUGCGGCGGCAAAAGGUGCUGGUAUUGGUGUGACUAUUGUUCUAUCGAUGGCUGCCAAUUUGAUCACUUUACUAGCUUUACUUUACGCUGUCAAUGCAGGUCUUACUUGGAUUGGUAAUUUCUUGACCAUUGAAAAUUUGACCUUACAGCUUAUUACUGGUUAUAUCUUUGUUCCUAUUGCUUGGUUGAUGGGUAUUGAAAAUUCGGAAGUGGUACCUGUGGGUCAGUUACUUGCUUUGAAGAUUUGGGCCAAUGAAUUUGUUGCUUAUCAAGAACUAAUUACUACUUACAAAGAUGUUCUCUCUGAUCGGUCUAAAUUGAUUGUCACUUAUGCUUUAUGUGGUUUUGCCAAUCUUGGUUCUAUUGGUUUACAAGUCAGUGUAUUGGGAGGUCUUGCCAAAUCUCGUACUGGUACGAUUUCAUCCUUGGCCGUGUCUUCUAUGCUUUGUGGUGCAAUGUCUACUUGGAUUUCUGCUUGCUUGGCUGGUAUGCUUUUGUAAAUAGUAUGUAAUUUAUCCCUCUUCCUUUCACCUUAUUCUAUCAGUUUCUCCUUUCACUUCAUUAUAUUUAGAUUUAGUUUUUUCCUUUUUUUUUUGAUAUUUAUAAACAAAAAAGUCAUUACUCUUUAUUCUGUAUUACUAGAAAAUCUU